This is a messenger RNA of Suricata suricatta (meerkat), 1596 nucleotides long. RefSeq names its product testis-specific serine/threonine-protein kinase 5-like. The record is from RefSeq and is a predicted model, not a curated record. NCBI's taxonomy places the organism in Eukaryota, Metazoa, Chordata, Mammalia, Carnivora, Herpestidae. Gene Ontology annotation, cellular component: cytoplasm. Gene Ontology annotation, molecular function: protein serine/threonine kinase activity; ATP binding; tau-protein kinase activity. Gene Ontology annotation, biological process: protein phosphorylation; microtubule cytoskeleton organization; intracellular signal transduction.
AUGGGAGGGGCGCUGGGCCGGUCUGUGAACGGGGAGCAAGCAGGACCGAGGGAGGUGGCAGCCGCAGCUCCCGUGACUCCUGAGAGCAGUGCCUGGCACAAAGCCAAUGCUCAGGAACAUAAGCUGCUACUGCCACAGGCAGCAGUGCCCACGGGGACGUCAGGCCUCAGCCCCGCCCCCACCCCAACUCCCUGCAGUGAGCUGGAGCACCCUGCCCCCUCCCAUGGCACCCUGGGCAGUGCCAGGCAAAAGCUGGGCCAGCAAAACUUCCUGGAGCAGGCGAGUGAAGGCAGGGACAAUGGCUACCUGCUCUCUCCUAGGAAGAUCGGCUCCGGGGCCUUCUCCAAAGUCUGCCUGGCCUACGCCACACGUGAGCGCAUGCGGCACAACGCCAGGCUGGCCUCCGACCCGCAGGCCAAGCACCUCGCCAUGGUGGCUAUCAAGAUCAUCUCCACUGCCAAGGCCCCUGUGGAGUUCUCCCAAAAGUUCCUGCCUCAUGAGAUAUCAUCACUCAACGCCACCUAUAAGCACCUGAAUGUGGUGCAGCUGUACGAGGCCUACCAGAGCCGGGGGUCCUACCUGGUGCUGGAGUUGGCAGCCCGCGGCGACCUGCUGGGGCACAUCAACUGGGUGUCAGAGCAGUGCUGCAGCCCGGGGCUGGACGAACAGGAGGCCCGCGGACUGUGCCGGCAGCUCGUCAGUGCCUUGGCCCACUGCCACAGCUCCGGCAUCGUGCAUCGGGACCUGAAGUGUGAGAAUAUCCUGCUGGGUGACCGAGGCCUCCUGAAGCUGACCGCUCCUCACAUGGGGGACUGCCUGCCCCACGCCCGCCCCCGCUCCACACGCACAGACUUUGGCUUCGCCAGCCAGUUGGACCUCAAGAGCUCACUGCUGAGCACCUUCUGCGGCUCCGUGGCCUACACAGUCCCGGAGAGCCUCAUGAGCAAGAAGUACAGCGGGGAGCAGGCAGACCUGUGGAGCCUGGGCAUCAUCCUUUAUGCCAUGGUGAACGGGAAGCUGCCCUUCAAGGAGCACCAGCCCCACCACGUGCUGAACCUGAUGCGCCGCGGCCCCACCUUCAGGCCAGGCCUGUCCCCAGAGUGCCAGGACCUGAUCCGGGGCUUGCUACAGCUGCGCCCAUGUGCCCGCCUGAGCCUGCAGCAGGUGGCCGCGCACUGCUGGAUGCUGCCCGCCACACAGGUGCCCAUCGGCACCACGCUCAGGAUGCUACCAGGUGGGGAGGGCCGGCGGGGGGCAGGUGCUGGCCCUUCAGCGCCCCUCCUGAUUCCCCACUGCUGUCGGUUGCAGGAUCCUGGCAGAGACUCGGAGGCGCAAGGCAGCGCCCCCUGCAGGGGGGACCUCACAUCGAGAGGGAGCACUUCUGGGCGACCGCCUGAGCCUGCAGAGGCCCGCCCAAGAAGAGGCUCGGGCUCUGCCCAGCUGGGGCGCUGGAGCGCGAGGCCAGCCAGCCUGGGGGUGGGCGCCUCCAGGUAGCUACCAUGGCUGAGCUCCCCACCUGCCAUCAGGACCACGCCUGGGCACUACCUGGUCAACUGAGCGUGGGCGGGCACAGACGAGACCAGAUAAAGCGUUUAU